Adineta steineri is the source of this 1986-nucleotide messenger RNA. The record is from the annotation of a GenBank genome assembly. NCBI's taxonomy places the organism in Eukaryota, Metazoa, Rotifera, Eurotatoria, Adinetida, Adinetidae.
AUGGUCGUAUGGCUUCGGCCUGAGUAUAUUCUGGCAAUUGUCACCAGUUUAUGCUAUUGUUCACAAUUUGUUUUUUCAAAAACUUAUGAUAAAUUUUGGUGUGCAACUGAAGAAGGUCGUCAUCAAUUAUCUUGUCCUGACGAAACCGCUUUAUUAACAGACGUUUCAAUACGUAAAGUCCAUCGUCGUACACAAAUGUGUGAACCUGAUAUUCAUUCUGAUUAUCUUAUUCAUUGUCAAGGAACAAUUGAUGGUUCAUCAUGUGAAGGAAAUAAAACAUGUAUUAUUGAAGUAUCUAGUCGAAAUUAUGUAAAAUGUGGUGAUAAAAAUUAUGCACCAACAUAUUUUUUUGUGAAAUAUACUUGUACACAAAUUCAUACAAUGUGUAUAGAUACAGAACCUAUACGAAAUACACUCUAUGGUUUUAUUGUUUCACCAGCUUAUCCACAUCCAAUGGCUGAUAAUUUAGCAUGUUCAAUUAAUAUUGAAGCCGAUCCAUCGAUGUAUAUUGAAUUAACUCCAAUCCAAAUUAAAUUACAAGAAGCAUUUAAAUGUCGAUCAGAAUAUUUAGAGGUGUUUGGAUAUUUAAAUUCAAUAGCAAAUAAUUCCUUGUCUGAUAAUACAAUAUCAGAUAGAAAUUCAAAUCAAGUUUGGAAAUCAUAUCAAACAUGGUGUGGUGCUGAACGUUCAUCAAAUAAUCCAUCACCGAAUACACGUUUUCUUAUUUCGUCCAAUUCAUUAUAUAUGUCAUUAAAAACAACUAUAUCAACAAAACAACGAUAUUUUAAAAUAAGAUAUAAAGUUGUUCCAUCAAUAGUACGUUCACAAUAUGAUCCUGAUGGUAUUGCAUUUGAUUCAUCAUCAGAACCAUCAAUAUCUUCCGUAAUGACAGUAACAACAUCAACAGCUAUUGUAUCAACAACGAUUGUUAUGCCAACAAUAGAAAAUAAUGAAAUUAAAAAUUUAAAUGGAACAACAACAAAACGAACAUAUAAAAAAGAAAUUAUUAUUGGUGUUAUUGCUGGUGUAAUUGUUCUUACUAUUGCUAUACUUGCUGGUAUAGGUAUAUUUAUAUUCCUGAAAAGACGACGAAUGAGAACACCAGUAUCGAAAUCUCCUGCAUCACCUUCACCAGGAACAAAUGCUGGAAAGAAAAGUGUUCCAUCCCCAGCAACUGCAAAUAGUGGUGCAUCAAAACCAGGUACAAAAACAUCUGAUAAAGCUCCACUUCUUGAACAAUCAAGUAAACCAACUCCUGCAGCAGCACCUGUAAAACAGAAAUUAGUACCUGAAAGAACAGUACAAAUAUCUGAUGUUAAUACUUCUCGUUUUAAAUCGACUACUGGAGCAACAACAACAACAAGUAUAGAUCAGACGGGAAAAACUGGUAAAGAUAUAAAUUCUGAAGCUAUUGUUCCAUCAUCUGCAGCUAAACCAGCAUUAACAGCAGCUGAUAGUGGUAUUUAUGGUGCUGAUUUAAGUGAAGAUCCACCGCCAGUGAAUAAAACAGUUACAUCAGUUGAACCACCAAAAAUCUAUGGUAUUGAUUUACCUGAUAAAUCAGAAUCAAGUUCACCUGUAACUGUUGUUAUUAAUCCACUUAGUGAAAAUCCUUCAAUUACUCCGUCGAAUACAACAUUAUCUGCUAUUGUUGUUCCAAAUAAUGUACCUAUAGAUGAAUUAUCUGAGGAAAAAGAUGUUUUAUUAACACCAUUAUUACAUCAUGAACAUUUAGAUGAAACAGUUAAAAGUGCCUAUUUAAGUUUAAUUGAUGCAACAAUGAGUGAAAAUGAAGGAACAAUUGGUGGUGGAUCAAUAACUAGUAGUGCAUCUCAGUCACGACGAACAUCCUAUGUAAAACAACCAUUACUAUCACAUGAAACAAAUAAUAUUGACACAAUGCAACGUAAAGCUACACAAUUUAAUCCAUUACAUGUUAUAUUAAAGAAAGAUGCCAAUAAGUAUUAUACCACAGAAUAUAUUUAA